This is a messenger RNA of Baudoinia panamericana UAMH 10762, 762 nucleotides long. RefSeq lists its product as uncharacterized. Gene Ontology annotation, cellular component: telomerase holoenzyme complex. Gene Ontology annotation, molecular function: telomerase RNA binding; telomeric repeat DNA binding; protein binding. Gene Ontology annotation, biological process: nuclear-transcribed mRNA catabolic process, nonsense-mediated decay. The annotation marks the transcript as partial. The transcript has a single exon. The record is from RefSeq and is a predicted model, not a curated record. Lineage: Eukaryota; Fungi; Ascomycota; Dothideomycetes; Mycosphaerellales; Teratosphaeriaceae.
AUGCCAUCACGAUCCAAUACAUUCCAAGAAGACUUGUCGAACCACGGUGUUACCGUUAAUAAAGCAUCAGCAUUGGCAAAAGAGAUCGCUAGGGAGCCAAAUGGCGCACGUACGCUUGGUCACCCAAGACCAACAGGAGUACUCACCCUGGCCGAGAAAGCAAAGUAUCCCGGUCUGAUACUUCAACCUGAUAGCUCGCCUAUCUCGGAAGAACAACUGACUACAGAGAUCAAGGGCAUUUACGCGGGGCUUGUAAUGGUCGAGGCCAAAUGUAUCAAUAUUGACGCCGCACAGGCUGCGGAUCCAAGCUCCAAGCUCGACACUAGUCAGUGGCAAGCACUUAUUGCACUACAUCGUACGCUCUUAUACGAGCAUCAUGACUUUUUAAUGGCAACGCAGCACCCGUCUGCAACCCCAGCAUUGCGAGCACUGCCAACUAAAUACGCCAUGCCCGCAAGAAUGUGGAAGCACGCAAUACAUGCUUUCCUGGAAGUUCUCAGGCACCGCAGGCCAGACUCGCAAGAUUAUAUGAUCUCGUUCAUCUACCUCGCUUACCAGAUGAUGGCUCUACUGUACGAGACUGUGCCAGUCUUCCUGGACACCUGGAUCGAGUGUUUAGGUGACCUUGCCCGCUAUCGUAUGGCUGUGGAAGAGGAGAGGGAGGCGCAUGCUCAAUGGGGCAGUGUGGCGGCAUCCUGGUACAUUAAAGCGUCGGAUCGUCAUCCACAGGUGGGCAGAUUGUAUCACCACCUCGCGAUUCUG